CCUUGCGCCAGUAAUAUCCGAGCAGGCUGCGAUCCCAAAUACGCUGCGCGGAGGUUCAGGGACCGAAAGGCACAUAAUUGUCCAGUUCCAGUCAUUGGUGCUCAGCUGUUUCAUUUUUUUUAACAUUAUUUCCUGGAUUUCAUGGCCCGUCUGCGUGAUUUCACGCCGUGAAAUUAUUGCUGUCAGUAGUAUUGUUUUGGUGAUGUCAUCCGCACCACCAAAGCCUGUAGCGACCUUCAAUUCUACCGAGGCUUGAAUAUACAGAUUUUAUUUAUUUAUAUAUUUUUUAAAUUUUUUUUUUUUUAAAUUAAAUAUUGAGCAACGAUGAUGAAACCUUUGCUGCGCUGCAUCCUUCUGUUUUCAGCCAUAACUCUGACAGCCAGCGUACAUUAUCUCCCGGACCUCGACAAAGCGUCCGGACGGGCGCUUUUUGCUAAAGAUUCGAACCGAGCCAAGAGGUCCGCGGUGGCCGCUUGGCCCCAUGGCAUGAAGAAGAGGAGCGACCCGACGGACGCCUCCUGCGGGACUCUUCAAGGAUACGAAGCCAAGUUGGACAAUAACACGCACCGUCAUACUUUCAAUGACUUGAGUGGAUCAGUGUCACUGGCCUGGGUUGGAGAUGGUACAGGGGUCAUUCUAGCUUUGACCACGUUUCGGGUUCCUUUCUUCAUGAUCAAACUUGGACAGUCUAAACUCUAUCGAAGCGAGAACUAUGGCAAGUCCUUCCUGGAUGUCACCGACCUCAUCAACAACACUUUCAUCCAAUCGGAGUUUGGCAUCGCCAUCGGCCCUGAAAAUUCCGGCAAAGUGAUCUUGACAGGUGAGGUGUCCGGUAUUCACCGCUCACGCAUCUUUGUCUCGAGUGACUUUGGAAAGAGUUUCAACCGCCGGGAGCUGCCGUUCAACCCGCUCUCGGUACUCACGUACAAUCCCGAGAAUUCCAAUGUGCUGCUGGGCCUCAGUAACAAAAAUGAGCUGUGGCUGACACAGGAUUUUGGCCUCAAUUGGAAAAAGAUCCAUGACAUGGUGUGUAUGGUGAAAUGGGGGAUAAAGAAUGCCAUCUUUUUUUCAACCAAUCCCAAUGGAUCCUGUAGUGACCGCGGAGAGCUGGAAAUCAGGAGAACCAUGGAUUUCGGGAAAACAAUCAAGACCGUUGCUACCAAGAUAUACUCCUUUGGUCUCGGGGGUCGCUUCCUGUAUGCUUCUGUGAUGACGGGCAAGGGCACUCUGAGGAUGAUCCAUGUAUCAGUAGAUCAGGGUGAAACUUGGAACAUGGCCCAGUUGCCCAUCAUUGGUCAUGGGCAGUUCUACUCUAUCUUGGCAGCGAGCAAUGAGAUGGUCUUCAUGCACGUCGAGGAACCGGGAGAUACUGGCGUUGGGACGAUUUAUGUAUCAGAUGACCGGGGAACCAUCUUCUCUAAGUCACUGGAGCGCCACCUUUACACCACCACAGGGGGCGAAACUGACUUCACUAACAUCACAUCCCUGCGAGGAGUUUUCAUCACGAGCGUCCUCGAUGACGAUAACUCUGUCAUGUCUGUGGUGACCCGUGACAUGGGAGGGGAGUGGUCUAGCUUGCAGAAGCCUGCCAACAGUAAGUGUGACUCGACAGCCAAGGACCCGGAACAGUGCAGUCUUCACAUCCAUGCGUCAUACAGUACCGCAAUGAGGCUCAACGUCCCCAUGCUCCCCCUAAGUGAACCAAACGCUGUGGGCUUAAUAUUAGCUCAUGGGAGUGUCGGUGACAGCAUCUCGGUGAUGACACCUGACGUCUACGUGUCCGACGAUGGAGGGUACACAUGGAUAAAGGCUCUGGACGGCCCGCAUCAUUACGCCAUUUUGGACUCUGGAGGACUGCUUGUGGCUGUUGAGCACACCCCGGAUGAACCGAUUGACAAGAUCAAAUUCUCUACAGACGAAGGACAGUGCUGGCACGUGUACAAGUUCACUGAGGAGCCCAUCUUCUUUACGGGUCUGGCGUCAGAACCGGGUGCCCGCUCCAUGAAUGUCAGCAUCUGGGGCUACAGAAACGACAUCCUUACCCAGCACUGGAUAUCCACCACCAUUGACUUCCGGGAUCUUCUCACCAGAGACUGCACGGAUGGCGAUUAUGUAAAUUGGUUGGCGCACUCUGAUGACAUCAGCAACCCCAACGACGGUUGCAUCCUGGGCUACAAGGAAAUGUUCCAGCGUCUCCGCAAAGAUUCUGUUUGCUGGAACGGCCGAGAUUACUUGGUCAGCACGCAGCCUACGCCUUGCCCGUGCACUUUGGACGACUUCCUUUGCGACUUUGGCUAUUACCGCAAAGAAAAUCGCUCUGAGUGUGACGAGGAGCCAGACCUGAAAGGCAAAGUGCUGGAGUUCUGUCUGCACGGCCGAGAGGAACAACUACGAACCCACGGCUACAGGAAAAUCCCAGGAGAUAGAUGUGAGGGAGGUACGAUUCCCGAACGCAAAGAGGUUGACCUGAGUAUGAGGUGCGUAAGUGAUCUUCUGGGCGCACAGAUACAGACAGAAGGCCGCUCCUCAAGAUCUGUCGCCAUUGUGACAACAGUCAUCGUCGUCAUCCUCCUGAGCGUCGCUGCCGGGGUUGUCUUUGUCAAGAAAUAUGUCUGCGGUGGCAGGUUCUUGGUCCACAGGUACUCUGUGCUGCAGCAACACGCCAACGACAACGGGGUGGAGGGCGUGGACGACCCGCUGGACGACCCGCUGGACAGCAACCACGGCGCCAAUGGCAAGAUUGACUUUCACGACGACUCUGACGAGGACCUGUUGCAGUAGCAAGGGGAAGGCUGUCAAUCGCCAUCACACGACUUCCUUAUUUGGCGCCAACUUUUAUCUGGUGUAACUCUGCUGUCCUCCUCCCAAGUCUGAUUGUACACGCUCACAAGUGAAGAGAAAUUGCUCCGGAAGCUAAUGUGUAAGACUCACACUUCAGUUUGAUAGCGACGAAAUGUACUUAGUGUACUUUCCAUUCAUGUUAAACACUUCCACAAUGUGAUAUCACUCCAAAUGCUGUCCAUGAUAAAUGAACGGAAAACUUGUCAACCCAACUGUUUCCAAGUUGGACCACAAACCCUAAAAAUCUCCCAUUGGCACAACUUAAGUUUAUUUUCUAUAGAGCUUGUCGUCAUUAGGGUUGUGUUAGGUCUGCUUCACUUUGUACGAUGCGGUCAAACUUGAUGGGCCCCGACCGUCGCAUUAAAAUGAGAGUUUCCAACUGACCCCCGGCACGUUGACCAGUUACAUAUUUAUAAACCCUGAACAGUAAGUCCAUACAGGGGUUUGUAUCUAAUAGUUUAUCAAAUGUAUCAAACCAGAAAAAGAUGAAUACCAUAAAUCCCGGCCUACAGAGCGCACCUGGUUAUAAGCCUCACCGAGUACAUUUGUAGAGGAAAUAACAUUUGGUACAUACAUACGCCAGAGCUGUGUAAAAGCUACAAGUGCCCACAUUGAAACCCACAUUCAAACACGAGAUAUUUACAAAGAAAGACGGUACACAGUGUUUAACGCUAGUGCUAAAGCUAGCACUAGUGCCGCGCUAAAGCUAACGCUAACAGACCCGGUUAAAAUAAAAACUUACCGGUAAAUAUCACUGAUAAAUGCCGGUAACACAGCAGCAACACGCUAGCACAUUGCUAAUGCUAGCGCAGGGUUGACAGGGCCAGUAAAAGUCACUUGCUCGGCACAGAUAUUCCACCGGUCUCAUUCUUACCUUUUUUGCUCGAGUGCCCCCUUGCGACCAUUAGAAAAAAAAAAUGCACAAAUUAGCCACAUCACUGCAUAAACCGCAGGGUUGAAAGCGUGUGGAAAAAAGUUGCGAUUUGUAGGCCGGAAAUUCUGGUAGUUUGGAAAGAAGCAGGUUGGUAAAAAGAGCAGAUGUGGGUGAGAAUGAAACUGAGGGUGUACAGUAGAUGUCGUAAGUCUCACUGGCCCCCCUUAGUUUGAAAGGUACCCAGCAAAGUACAGUCCACCAGAAAAUAUUCACACUCCUUUUGUUUUCCACAUUUUGCUACGUUACAGACUUGUUGUGGCGCCGGUUUGAGUAGUAGCCUUUCAAAAAAAUAUUUAAGAUAUCCCAUCAUGCCAAAGUCAACCCGCGUUUCCAGAAAUGUGUGUAAAUUAAAAAAAAUAUAUAUUUAAACAUGGGCGGCACAGCGGAUCGGCUGGUAAAAGCGUCGGCCUCACAGUUCUGAGGACCCGGGUUUAAUCCCGGCCCCGCCUGUGUUGAGUUUGCAUGUUCUUCCCGUGUUUGGGCGGGUUUUCUCCGGGCACUCCGGUUUCCUCCCAGGUCCCAAAAACAUGCAACAUUAAUUGGACACUAAAUUGCCCCUCGGUGUGGUUGUGAGUGCGGCUGUUUGUCUCAAUGUGCCCUGCAAUUGGCUGACAACCAGUUCAGGGUGUAACCUGCCUCCUGCCCUGUUGACAGCUGGGCUAGGCUCGAGCACUCCCCGUGACCCUUAUAAACAUAAUAGGUACAUGGCUAUUGACACCCUUUCCUAUGAUGCUCGGGCGCAUCUGAUUUCCGCUGCUCAUCCUUGAGAUUCUUCUCCACUGAAAAUUGACUGAACAUCAUCUGGAAUGGCACAUAACUCUCAAUUCAAUGUCUCAUAGUUGGUCAUGCACGUCUGAGUACAAACCAAGCAAUUGGAGUCUUAACAAUUGUCUGCAGACCCUCUGAAACCGGAUUGUGAAAGGAUGCAAAAGGAUUUCAGCAGCGUUGAAGGUCCCAAAAAGCACUGUGGUCUCAAUUAUUUUGAAAUGGAAAAAGUUUGGAACCACAGAGGAGUUUCUUUCGGCUUAUCCCGUUAGGGGUCCCCACAGCGUAACAUCUCAGAUCAACGCUCGUACUUGUUUGGCACAAUUUUUACACCGGGUGCCCUUCCUGAUGCAACCCAGAGGAGACCCUUCCUAAAUCUGGCUGGGGAAGAAGGAACUUGGUCAGAGAGAUAAACAAAAACCGAAUGGUCACUAAGGAAGAACUCUGGUGUUCUUUUGCGGUGAUAGAAUGUGAGCCAUUGCUAGCGCAAUUCACCAGUCAGGGCUUUAUAAUAGAGUGGCCAGACGGAAGCCAAUUACUACUAAAAAGGCACAUGGCAGCCCGCUUAAGAGUCUGGCAAAAGGCCUGCAGACACAAAAUUGCCUCAUCUGAUGAAACCAAAACAGAACUUUUCGGCUUGAAUUGCAAGCGUCAUAUCGUGAGAAGAAAAGACGUGGCCCAACACCUGCCCGACACUUUCCUGAGGCCUGAUGAUGGCACCAUUAUGCUUUGUGGCUGUUUCCCCGCCGCAAGAACUGGGCGACUAGUCCACAUGGACCGUUAGAUGACAGCAGCCAAAUAUAGAGAAAUUCUUUAAAAGAACUUGCUCUGGAACGCAUAGACUGGGGGGUGGGGGUGUCAGUUCAUCUUCCAAUACAAGAGUGACACAAAGCAUCAGCAAAAAUAGCAAACGAGUGGCUUCGGGAGCAGCCUGCGAAUAUCCUUGAGUGGCUCAGGCAAAGCCCGGACUUCCAUCAAACCUGCUAUCUCUGCAAAGAAAGAGUUCAAAAUGGCUGUCCACUGAUGUUGCCCAUCCACAACGGUGCGCAACUUUUUUUUUUUUUUUCUUUUUUGCACGUACCGCAAGCAAACAUUUUGGCCACCAGCUUCACUUUUUCUCAUCCUCGCGCACAUUUGAAAUUUAAAAUGUAGUUCAGUCUUGUUGUAUCACAAUACUCCUUUUGUAUACUGUACGUGUGUGGUUAAGGUGCAGCACUGCGGUCAUUUUGUGUCGCUUGGUUAAAACAGAAAUGUGUUUUUACUCCCCCUCGGUGAAAGCUUAAUGUGCCUUUGAAUUAUUUGUAAUGCGGGACGGUGUGUGGUGGCAGACUGAGCGCUACAGCAAUAAGGGUGACUGGUCACCUACCAAUGACGGGGCAAAUAUAGACCGACAAACCGUUUAACCUUUUGUAGUCCAGGAACAUUCAACGUCCAGGAUCCUUUGAGUUCCAAGAACCUUUGUGGUCCAAUGACAUUUUGGGGUUCAAGAGCCUUUCAGAUCAAAGAACCCUAACCGUAGAUGUCCAUGAAAUCUUCAAGGUCCAAAACCUUGACCAUGUGCAGUCCUUAGACAUCCUGGGGCCUUUGUUGUUCUGGGAACCUUCGGUGUUCUGGAGCCUUUGGAGGCUAGGAACCUUCGGAACUGUUUAGAAUCCAGGACGCUAGAAUCUCUUUUGCAGUACCUGUAGAGAUCCAGGCUGCUAUGCAGUCCAUCCAGCAGCCUUUGGAGUUGAAGAACCUUAGGAACUGUUUAGAAUCCAGGACGCUAGAAUCUCUUUUAGGUCCAGAAGGGAGAAGCCGUUGACUCUCUGAACUUUUGAUCUUUUGGAAUCUUAGCCAUAAAUCCCUUGGACAACUUUUGGAGCGUUCCAAAUUGAAGCCUGGCAGCAUUGUACUUUUCAGUUUUUACAGCACCAAACGAAAACUUGGAGUCAUCACGGGGCCUGUUCGUCCGUCAUGAUUUUAACAGCAUUGCACUCAAAACUUUAGGAAAAAAAAUGCUAUGCAGCUCAUUAGUGGAGAUCAAAGCAUUCAGUUUAGCGACCAUGAAUUUUGUGUAAUUUGUUACGAGAAUCAACACAGGAGCAAGUAAGUCAGGUUGACGCGUGUAAAUAUGUUUUUUCCUUUUAACUUUGAUGUACAUUUACACUGUAAAUACAAAUCUUACUACUGACACAAUUGGGCUUGACUGUGAAGUAUUUUCUUUCCGUCAUUUUAAAAUAACCUCCAGGUGUCUUCAUAAAAAGCGCUCUGAUGGUCAGAAUCAAGAAGGGCGGGGUUAUGUAAAUGAGUUGCACUGUGGCAUCACAAUCGGACAAAUUCAGAAUUGAGAAGGGCUCACUCGCGGACGCGUUUGGAAGCGGCUAACAUUAGUUUGACACCGGAUGGGAGGCCAGGCUCUCCAGACACUUAACUUUUGUAUAGAAAUGACAACACAUUACAAUAGUCCAUUUUACAUAACCUCCCCUUUUAUUAUUAUUAUUGUUAUUAUUCCCUGUCCUUGAGACAUUGCACUGCUUUCGUACCUUUUUUUUUUCUAUUUGUUCUGUUCAGAGUGCAGUAAAUGUGGUGUGGUGUGGAUUUUAUUUGACCAACGGCUGGCCUAAUAGCAGUGCCUAAAUCCAAAAGUCUCGGGUCAUCCUUGGCGGACAACCAAAACAAAGACAAUUUUUAUUUUUUAGAAAGCACAUUGGUCAUGUUUAUUUACGUUGUGACGGUAAAUUAAAAAGGACUUGGGCAUUAUGCUAUUAGACGAAAGAAAUACAUACGUGAAUCACAUUUUUCUUACCAUCCAAAAGAAAAAAGGUAAUUAAGGAUUAUUUGUAAAAAUACAAUCUUUAUAUCUGCCGUUUGUAUCGUUUACCAGCAAUUUUAUCUUUGGGUUUGCCAAUAAAUUUCUAUUGUUCCUCUA
This is a messenger RNA of Syngnathoides biaculeatus (alligator pipefish), 7451 nucleotides long. It is a transcript of the gene sort1b, whose product is annotated as sortilin 1b. The transcript has 20 exons. Gene Ontology annotation, cellular component: membrane; Golgi apparatus. Gene Ontology annotation, molecular function: protein binding. The coding region runs from base 325 to 2781 and encodes 818 amino acids. The record is from RefSeq and is a predicted model, not a curated record. Gene Ontology annotation, biological process: vesicle organization; Golgi to endosome transport; endocytosis. NCBI's taxonomy places the organism in Eukaryota, Metazoa, Chordata, Actinopteri, Syngnathiformes, Syngnathidae.